AAUUUAUGUUAUUUUUAUAAAUCUAUUUUAUUAAAGUGUGGGUGCCAGCAUUGAAUGGCAGUCAAUACUUUGACUCACAACUGAAAAAGUAUCGACAUGUGGUUCAGCUGACUUGCGCUAGUAAUAGCAAAGUGGUUGCCAUUGAUCCAGUGACUCAUUCUUCAUCAACAUAUGUUUGGGCUCUAUUGAAUAUUCAUUUAUCAUGAGUUUAGUGGGGACUGGGGACAACAUUAUGGGUUAGCUGCAGUUGUGUUGUAUUGAAAGGCUUCUUAUAUAGAUUAGCAGGCUAUUAAGAUACCUUGGAAAGAUUAGAAGAGACUGACUGGCUACAGUAAGGGCCACUGUCUGUGACUGUGUGUGGGUGGGCCCCUCAGAACUGGUAUGAACUGAUCCAUUGCUAGGCCACUUGAAGAAGAUGGUGCAUGCAUGAAACCCAUCAUGUGAUGUAAACUGCAGUAGUUAGGAUGUCCUUAGCCUGCCAACACUACCAAGAAAAUGCAUGGAAGGGAGGGGUGUGUUGCAAUUGCUUUUUACCCCAAGCAGAGCACGAGAGACAUCGCCCUCGGAGACCAACUCCAAAACAACGCCCCUCCCAGACCCCACCAGAAAUCCCCUCUCCCACUGCCACCUCAACCAAUGGUACAUGCUCAGCACAGUUUCAACCAAAUGGUGAACAAUCUUCACUAACACAAUCUAAUGAAGGCACACCAGCCAAUGUGUCACAGUCGGCAAGUUCGUUUUCACAACCCAAGCCUCCUCCCAGAGCAGUUAAAAAAUUGUCUGUUGACAUUGAUUCUGCACAGACUAAGAUGGUGAGUGGGACGGCCUCUGCUAUUUCUCCUGUUCCUAAAGACAAGCCAGAGACACCAAAAAGACAAAAGCCAGUUCUUCCACAAAAACCCAUUGGCGUGAAACCCAGUGUACCAUCUGGCAAACCUAGUCCAUCUUCCACUGGAAAACCUAGUCCUCCACAAAAACCUGUCAGAAAAGGCAGUGUAGGGGCAGGGGAUACAGCAACUGGAAAGCCUAUUCCAGUAAAAAGAGAAAAGGGGGAUGGAAUUAAAGUGGUGAAAUCUGGUCCUGAGCUGUCAAGAUUAAAUACAGAGCAGUCAGAAAUAGAUGAUGUCCUCUGUUCACUAGACCAGGCUUUAAAAGAUGGAGAAAAUGAUGAUGAUGAGGUUUUUACUGACAAGUCACAAACCAAAAAACAUUCCAACUCUGAUCCAACUCCGUCUUCAACCAAGGCUGAAGACAAAAAAAUUUAUUCGAUAGAUGGUGAUUACAGCUUGCCAUGUGAUGUGGCCAAAGCUGAUACCAGUAGCAGCAACGAGAGUGAACAUUACAAGAUGCCUUCCGAAAGCACAGAAAAUUCUCUGGAUCAAGAAGGGGAUGUGUCACCUAGGGUGAAAAAAAUCAUCAAAGUUAAUGGUGCUAAAACUAAAGAACCCAUAUCACCAGCUAAAAUAUUACAAAAAUUGUCAGCCAAAGGUCCACCAAAAUCGGAAGCUGAGAUACGACAUCAGAAGGUUCCAAUUAAACCCUUUAAGGUUGGUCAGGAAUCAAAAGCUAACAUUGCUCGUCCAUAUAAAGUUAUAGAAGUUGCCCCUCCUCAGGAGGUCUUGCCCUACACUGUGGUUGAUAUAUCUAACAUGCCUAUAGAUAAUGGAGUUGAGAGGGACAUUAGUUUGUCCCCUCCGCCACCAAAAACUCCUCCACCUGGGGAAUAUGAUAAACCGAUAACGUCAAAUGAUGCUACUGGAGAAAAGAGCCCAAAAGCUAAUCUGUUUGAGAAAGAGGGUACUAAAGUAUUAACCACUUUUAAACCCACAUCGCCCACACCAGAAAAGACUACUGCUGCUGCUGCUGAAGACGGUGUUACCACUUUGGCAAGUCCUGCAAAAAUCCCCCUCAAACCACCUCCUAGAAAUAGAAAUAAGAAACCCAAGUCCCCUUAUGAACCUGUAGGGCUUGAUUUGCCAGCAGCAGAGGAAAAAGUACAGACAGACUCCAGCACUGUAUCUGCAGGAGAUGGUGUUCAAGAUAAAAGUGAGAGCCCCAAGAAACUAAAAGAAGAAAGGUCAAACAGUGUCAAAUUUGCUUUGUCUGCUGACAUGAUUAAUAAGGAUGAACAGAUAAAUGGAUUGACUAAAGCCUCGCUCGACAAAAAUGAGAAAAGCAAAGCGGAAUUUGAAAAGAAGGUUGCUCAGAGGCGCUCUUUUGGAAGGUCUACUGCCUUUGAAGCAAAAUUAUCAGCUGCUAUUGAAAACACCCUGGAUUUAGCUAUUCGUAAAAAGUCGAAGUCUAGAAAACCAAUCCCAAAAAUGACUGGUGAUAAUGAACCAGAUGUUACAUGGGAUGAUGACAGGCCAAUCGAGGAGGUUGAUGAAGAAGAUAUGGACUACGGGGACUUGCACCAAAACCCAAAAGAAUUAGCUCUGCUCAAGGAGAAGUUUGGUAAAGAAGAAAAACAAAGUAAAUCAUACUUCAAAAUUGGAUACAAGAAACUAAUUCCUAGGUUUGGUAGAAAGGCCAGUAGUGAGGCUAAAUUGAAAGAACAGGAGGAAAGCACAGAAGAUGUGUCUGACAUAAGUCCAGAUAAAGAUUCUGUGUCUGUUGAAUCAGUUGAUGAGAAGGAAAAAGAUAGAGAACAGCAUUAUUCUUUGAAGUUGUUUGGGAGGAAAAAGAGUAAGGACAAAGAAGUUGCCAGUGAAAGUAGUAAGCAGAAGAAAGUUAAAGAGGGCAAUCAGGAUGAGGAUGCUUCUCUCAAAGCAAGCAAAGAAUCUUUGUUAUCAGCAGAAUCCAGAGAGAGUAUAUCAGAAGAAGGUUCUAAGGCAAAGGAUAAAAAAGUAAAGGAGAAAGAUAAAGACAAAGACAAACCUUCAUUAUUCACCAGGCUUGAAAAUAUACGCAAGUCUGGCAGGAAAGAGAACAAAAGGCAACAAGAACGAGAGAGAUUAAAGCGCUCUAUGGUGCAUUAUGCAGAGGGUAAAGAAAUUCACCGAGAUCAAAACAAAACAGAGGAUCAGGAGAAUGAUGCGGAAUCUUCAGAACCUGUUCCGCCUGGCUCCCCAGAAGAGACCUACAAUAAACCGUGGGACUCGGCACAGACAAGGGACAGGCUUGCCAAAGUAUUAAACAGGCCAAAGUCCUUGCCGCCCACAGAACAUUUUCAUCUCAAACUAUUUAAUUUAGACAAAGGGAAGGAUAAAAAGGAGAAGAACAUGCCACCUUCCAAAGAAAUGCUUUUCAGGGCAUCAUCUGAUGAAGUAGUCAGUGCCAAAAGCAGUCUGCAGCAGAGAAGUGGUACCCUGACUGAGGAAGCCAUGACAGAAGAAGGAGAAAAUAUAUAUGAUACAGUUGGAAAUGCUGCCUUUGAUUUUGGAAAGCGUGCCAAUUCUUUACAAAUUCUCCCCCCUCCCCUGCCUGCCUUGCCUCCCCCAGAUGAUCUCAGCCCUGACCACCCAGACAAGGGGAUAUAUGAGCCAGUCACUCCAACAGGGGUGGAAGGUGGAGACAGUGAAGGUGAUGGAGAUGACGAGGAAGACAGUUUCGAGCCAAUUUAUGACUCGGUGGGAAUGAAGGCCCAUGGUGAUGUAAAGGACUUCUCACAUACGUCCUCAGACUCGAGUCACACAACUUCGUCUUCUGCUAAUGAGAUGAAGCCACCUGCAUUACCACCAGCCAAUGUAGAGGACUACCUUGAACCUUCCAAGCUCUGGGACAAUCCCAGCGAGGUGCCAUUACCUUUCAGAAACGUGCCCGAAGAGGCGGAGGAAAGUGACUCCUAUGACUUGGUGGAACAGCACAAAUCUGGGGCCAGCUCUGACGCAGACGAUCUCUCUCUGGCUGGUACAUCUUCCACUGCUGGUUUAGUGUGUAUGGCCAGCAGGUACGGUCAUAGGCCUGAGCCUUUGCCUCGUCCAAGGUCUUCAAGGUCCCUGCCUGGUGGAGUUUCACCUAAACUAUCUCGAGGGCCUUCCAUUAAGAAGCCCAAACCCUUGGAUCCUUAUGUGACUAUGAUUAAAGAAGGCAGACAUAAGCCACUAAAGGAGCAACCUUUCACAAGUUUUGUGGAUGCUUUUUGCUAUCAGGCUACUCUGACUCUGAAUACCUUGACAAAGAUCCACAAAUUGUACAAAGAGAACUGGUUUCUGCCAGAGGACAAAAUACCGACUGAUCUGAGGUUUCAGGAUCUGGACAUAAAGGGAGAUGGUCCUAUUUGUCAGAUAGGUGACUACAGCUUCUACUGUGUUAGGCUCCGAGACAUGCGCUGCAGGACAGAAUAUGUGCUUUUGGUCACAGACAAUCCAAUCACAGAUGAUGAUGAUGUCACUUUACAGCAUCCAAACAUCUUUAACCUUGAACCACUGAUGAAAGAUAAGAUAGAUGUCAGCAGCCUUCCUUACACACUACACAAAUACCACACAUCAUCUGAACAAGUCCACCUUAGACUCCUGAAAUUCAGUUUUAUAGAGACAUUAAAUCAGUACUUGACUCGCCUUCGAUCUUCUUCAGAUCUCGUUGAUUUUGAGAAGCAGAUGUGUUUUGUUUUGCUGCAGAUUAUCGAUGGUUUUGGAGUGCUGCAAGAUAAUAAGAAAAAUUUUGAACAAAAACUUGCCAACAUUGUAGUGGUAUCUCCACUAAGUUCCCAGGAUAGGACCGUUGCCCUGAUGCCAAAAAUUCAAGACAAUAGUUCUGAGGAAUCUUUCACAGCAUUUGAAAAAUCUGAGGUGAAGGACAUGUUAGUGUCUGUUUUGAACUUAGCAUUUCCAGGAUCAGAUUGGGAUUCGGUAAUCCUCUUCACUCCUAAAUAUUCCCGGGGAGUUGAAAAAUUAUUCGACAUCCUGAAAACCGAUCCUGGGAGUUUCCUUUUACAUUCUAAAUAUCUCCUAGAAUUCCUAUUGUUCGGACCAAAUGAGGAGGACAUGAGGGUUAUACUUCAGAUGGGUGGGAAGGAGUCUGUAUAUAGUGACGAUACAUUCCAGCUGUGGUUUGAGACAGAACGUGUCAAGGUUGUGAAUCAUUUAGCUCAGCAGACGGUGGCACAGGAACAGUACAUCCGUGGACUUAGUCACGAGUAUGCAUGUAAAAUAUGCUUUUUGUGUGGUGAUGCAGGAGCACAGUAUAUGACAGUUGCCAAUAUGAUCUAUGGAUGAUGUGGUGAAAUCUCUUAAUUUAAUGUAUUUUUUUGCAUUUGAGCAGGAAAUUUGAAAUAUCUUCAUUGAACCUGUUGAUGUGAAGAGUAGUAAAAAUUGGAUGUAAUUACUAAAAUCUGAAAAAUAUACAAGUUAACUGUCAUUUAUUGAAUAAGUGGAUUCUGUAAUUAAAUGAGUUCACAAGUGAAAUGAAUAUAGAUAUUGAUUUUUUUUCAUCUGGUUAAAUAUUUGCCAAAUUGUUUUGCAAGAUUUGUUCUUUUAAAGGUCAUUGAGAGAUAUGUUUGUUUUUACAUUUUGCUUUUAAGAUAUUGUUGUACAAGUACCAAUUUUUUCUUUUAUGUUAUAGGCAAUUUUCUAUGCCACUCAAUUUUCCACAAUAAUAAAUCGGGCCUACCCAACUACCAUACUCGGCACUGAA
Molecule: messenger RNA, 5574 nt
Organism: Lingula anatina
Lineage: Eukaryota; Metazoa; Brachiopoda; Lingulata; Lingulida; Lingulidae
Source: RefSeq, a predicted model, not a curated record